UCGCCUCCUGAAGCACCUCCCGCAGCAGGGCUGCACUCUCAGUCCUCCCUGAGCAUUGGUGCUUCAGACAGGGAGAAGAUAGGAAGAAGCAGCAGAGGAGGAGAAGAAGGGGGAGUCUGUGGAAUGGCACCGGUGCAUGGGACCUGCAGCGGAAACAUGGAUCGGUCCGAGCGCAAUCUGAAGGGAAAGCCCAAGAGGAAGAGGAGGAGGAGGAGGAGGUGUAAAGGCAAAGGACAAGUCAACAUGUUAUCUACGCUCCUCCGGCCCAUAAGACACUGGGACACUGGAGCAUCAUCAGCUGAGGACGCAGACAGUUUAAGUACAAGCAGUUUGGAGGUGAAAGAGAACAAAGAUGAUCAAAGCCAGGUGGACUGUGACCUACUACGGAAGUAUUAUCCGUCAACCUUUUGCACAACUUUCCCCAAACGUGGACCGAGAGCCCUGAAGAGGAAACAGCCACUGGCGGAUGGGAAAGACCGGCUGCUCUACCAAAACCACGUGACCUGUAAGAGAGCAGCCUGGGCUGUCGCUCAGAAGAACGCGGUGGUCCAGCUGAAUGAGCUCCGACCCGGUCUGCGGUACGAGAUCACGUCAAAGACUGGCCCGCUGCAUGCGCCGCUGUUUUCCGUGGGCGUGGAGGUAAACGGUUUCCACUUCGAGGGCAGAGGACCAACAAAAAAGCAGGCCAAGAUGAGGGCUGCAGAGCUGGCUCUCCGCUCGUUCAUCCAGUUCUCAAACGCCCCCCAGGCUCACGCCUCCAUGGGGAACUUCACCAGCACUCCUGCGGAUUUCACAGCGGAUAAACUGGACAUCCAUGACUCACUCCUUAAAGAGUUUCAGCCAUCGCUGUUUGAAAACUGGGAUCUCCUGCACUGCAACACAGCACAAAACGAGGUUUUCUACAACAUUUACAACCACAGACGACUCGUCCAACUCGCCCUGGACUUAUUCUCGACCAAUCCAAAAAGACGAGCCCUUAGCAGCUCACUUCUGGGGCGCCUCAGCCCAGCGGCGCUGCUCAAUGAGCUGCGACCAGGACUCAGGUACACGUGCCUGACGGAGCGGGUUCACGGCAGGCACACGAGGAGAUUUGUUAUGGUGGUGCGAGCGGAGGGGAGGGUUUUUGAAGGGUGUGGCCACAGUAAAAGACUGGCCAAGGCUCAGGCGGCAGCAGCCGCCCUGCAGUCCCUUUACAACGUAACUCUGGGACCGGGGAGGAAGGUUCUGGGCCUCCACGGCAGCAGAGCCAAGCAUCAGCUACCUCAGUUCUUUGCAGAGUCCAUUUUCCACCUGGUGAGAGAGAAAUACUCCGAGCUGACAGACGGUUUCUCUACCGCCUCACAAGCCCGCCACAAGGUCCUGGCAGGGAUCGUGAUGACCAGGGGAUUUGACCUCAGAUCAGCGCAGGUUGUGUCUCUGGCCACGGGGACCAAGUGUCUGGACUCCGACAACGUGAGGGACCACGGCGGGACGCUCAGAGACUGUCACGCUGAAGUCCUGAGCCGGAGGGCGCUGGUUCGAUUCCUGUAUGCUCAGCUGGAGCUGCUGCUCCGUGAUCCAGCAGCCAGCGAGGAACAGUCGAUCUUCGUACCAAACCCAGGCGGCGGGGGCGUCCGGCUGCAGGACGGCGUCCUCUUCCACAUGUACGUCAGCUCGUCGCCGUGCGGAGACGCUCGACUCAACUGUCCCUACGAGACCACAGCUGCAUAUCCCAGCAGGAGGUUCCACUGUCACCUCAGGGUGAAGGUGGACGGAGGCGAGGGGACGUUGCCCAUCACAGCGCCAACGGCCAAUAUGAACUGGACCGGUGUACCUCAGGGCAAACGUCCCGUCACCAUGUCCUGCACUGACAAGAUGGCAAAGUGGAGCGUCGUGGGCCUCCAGGGGGCCCUCCUGUCUCACCUGGUGGAGCCGGUUUACCUGCACAGCCUGACGGUGGGGACGCUCCACCACACGGGUCACCUGGGCCGGGCCAUGGCACGGCGCCUCGCGCCCGUAAAGAACCUGCCGUUCCCGUACCGACGACAGCGACUGCUGCUCGGCUGUCUGAGCAGCAGCACGGAGGUUCGGCCGACGGGGCGGGCGCCGAACGUCAGCGUGAACUGGAGCCGUGGUGACGGAGGCCUGGAGGAGAUCAGCACCUCCACUGGGAGGAGGACGGACUCAGGGACGCCGUCACGGCUCUGCAAGCGCUCCAUGUUCGCACGCUGGCUGAGGCUGCAGCAGCAGUCUCAGUUUAAAGCUGCAGACACCACUCCAGGGACAUAUUCUGCUUCCAAGAUGGCUGCCAGACGAUACCAAAGGGCGAUGCAGCAGUUUACCGGCGCUCUGCAGGGUGGGGGGCUGGGGUCGUGGCUCAGAAAACCUCCAGAACUUGGUCACUUCAACGUCAGUGUGUGACAAAACUGUUGAAAGCUGA
Messenger RNA from Etheostoma spectabile (orangethroat darter), 2419 nucleotides. Its product is annotated as double-stranded RNA-specific editase B2. Gene Ontology annotation, biological process: adenosine to inosine editing; RNA processing. Gene Ontology annotation, molecular function: double-stranded RNA adenosine deaminase activity; tRNA-specific adenosine deaminase activity; adenosine deaminase activity. Bases 124 to 2400 code for a protein of 758 amino acids. The transcript is spliced from 10 exons. Lineage: Eukaryota; Metazoa; Chordata; Actinopteri; Perciformes; Percidae. Gene Ontology annotation, cellular component: nucleolus; cytoplasm. The record is from RefSeq and is a predicted model, not a curated record.